Cavenderia fasciculata is the source of this 288-nucleotide messenger RNA. RefSeq lists its product as uncharacterized. Bases 1 to 288 code for a protein of 95 amino acids. The record is from RefSeq and is a predicted model, not a curated record. The transcript has 2 exons. NCBI's taxonomy places the organism in Eukaryota, Evosea, Eumycetozoa, Acytosteliales, Cavenderiaceae.
AUGAAUAACUCUAGAAGAUUAGUUGGUUUAAUUCCAUGGUUCAAAGCACCACUCUCCAAGCCAAUGUCAUCUGGACGAUGCUUUUAUUCAAUUCGUACCAUUCAAGAUAUUGAAGAUGCCAAUGAAUACAAUGAAUUAAAGAGAUCUGAAUGGGCUGCAAAAGAAUUAAAAAUGCAAGAAGCAAAGGAUAAAUUAUUACAAAAACAAGAAAAAAGAGAAAAGAUCCAAUCAGUAAAGGAUGAAAACAAAAAGGAGGUAAAGCUAACUGGUUCUGGUAUAGUCUUUUAA